Molecule: messenger RNA, 5224 nt
Organism: Candoia aspera
Lineage: Eukaryota; Metazoa; Chordata; Lepidosauria; Squamata; Candoiidae
Gene: CERT1
Product: ceramide transporter 1
Exons: 18
Coding region: 387-2258 (623 amino acids)
Biological process (GO): ER to Golgi ceramide transport
Molecular function (GO): lipid binding
Source: RefSeq, a predicted model, not a curated record
UCCAGAGUACUCCGUCUUGUGAGGAGCGUUAGAAGGGCUUGGGAAAAAGAGGCCGCGAGAAAGAUGGCGGCGGAGGUAAUAGCAGCCGCAGCAACUGCCGCCCCAAGGUUGAUCUGAGAAGAGAAGACGCGCGCUCGCCCCGCUAAAAGGCUGCUUCUGAUGGUCAGAGCUACCAGCGUGCGCGGAAGGGUGGGGAAGAUCCGCCAGCUGCUGUCCCGGCGGUGGCCAGAAGGGGACAGACCGACGGAAGGGCUGUGAAGGUGGCUUAGGCUGGGGCUGCGUAGCAACAGUAGCGGCUCCCGGAGCAGCGGAGCGGUCUUAAUCAGGUAGAGAGCGAGCUCCGGUGGUCUCGGCGUUUCGGCGAAAGGGCUGAGGGAAGUGCCUCCAUGUCGGACAACCAAAGCUGGCAUUCCUCCGGCUCAGAAGAGGAUCCCGAGACCGAGUCGGGGGCGCCUGUUGAGCUCUGUGGAGUCCUCAGCAAGUGGACCAACUAUAUCCAUGGGUGGCAGGACCGCUGGGUGGUAUUGAAAAACAACACUCUAAGUUACUACAAAUCUGAAGAUGAAACAGAAUAUGGCUGCAGGGGCUCAAUCUGUCUGAGUAAAGCUGUCAUUACACCUCAUGAAUUUGAUGAAUGCAGAUUUGAUAUUAGUGUAAAUGAUAGUGUUUGGUAUCUACGGGCUCAGGAUCCAGAUCAUAGGCAGCAAUGGAUAGAUGCAAUUGAACAGCACAAGACUGAAUCUGGAUAUGGAUCAGAGUCAAGUUUGCGACGUCAUGGCUCUAUGGUAUCCCUUGUAUCUGGAGCAAGUGGGUACUCUGCAACAUCAACCUCUUCGUUCAAGAAAGGUCACAGUUUGCGUGAGAAGCUUGCUGAAAUGGAAACCUUCAGAGAUAUAUUGUGCAGACAGGUUGAUACAUUACAGAAGUAUUUUGAUGCCUGUGCUGAUGCUGUCUCCAAAGAUGAACUUCAGAGAGAUAAAGUGGUAGAAGAUGAUGAAGAUGAUUUUCCUACAACACGUUCAGAUGGGGAGUUUUUGCAUAAUACUAAUGGAAGUAAAGAAAAAUUGUUUCCACAUGUAACGCCCAAGGGAAUAAAUGGUAUAGAUUUUAAAGGUGAAGCUAUAACUUUCAAAGCAACAACAGCUGGAAUUCUUGCUACACUUUCCCAUUGUAUUGAAUUAAUGGUAAAACGUGAGGAGAGCUGGCAGAAAAGAUUGGAUAAGGAAGUUGAAAAAAGGAGGCGAAUAGAAGAAGCAUACAAAAAUGCAAUGACAGAGCUUAAAAAAAAGUCUCAUUUUGGAGGGCCAGACUAUGAGGAAGGACCCAACAGUCUGAUUAAUGAAGAAGAAUUCUUUGAUGCUGUUGAAGCUGCUCUAGAUCGGCAAGACAAAAUAGAAGAACAGUCUCAAAGUGAAAAAGUCAGAUUACACUGGCCAACUUCCUUGACACCUGGGGAUGCCUUUUCUGGUGUGGGGAGUCAUAGAUUUGUCCAAAAGCCCUAUAGUCGCUCUUCCUCCAUGUCUUCCAUUGAUCUAGUCAGUACCUCUGAUGAUCACAGAUUCAGCUCCCAGGUGGAAGUGAUGGUGCGGAACCACAUGACAUACUCUUUACAGGAUGUGGGGGGUGAUGCUAAUUGGCAACUAGUAGUAGAAGAAGGUGAAAUGAAGGUGUACAGGAGGGAGGUAGAAGAAAAUGGCAUUGUUCUAGAUCCAUUGAAAGCCACACAUGCAGUCAAAGGGGUUACAGGGCAUGAGGUCUGCCACUACUUCUGGAAUGUUGAUGUUCGCAAUGAUUGGGAAACAACCAUUGAAAAUUUCCGUGUUGUAGAAACUCUAGCUGAUAAUGCAAUCAUCAUCUACCAAACACAUAAGCGAGUAUGGCCUGCUUCCCAACGUGAUGUGCUGUAUUUAUCUGCUAUUAGAAAAAUACCAGCUUUAAAUGAAAACGACACUGAAACAUGGAUUGUCUGCAACUUCUCUGUGGAACAUGAUACUGUUCCUACGAACAAUCGAUGUGUUCGUGCCAAAAUAAAUAUUGCUAUGAUUUGCCAGACAUUGGUAAGCCCUCCAGAAGGAAACAAGAAAAUAAGCAGAGACAACAUCCUAUGCAAGAUUACAUAUGUAGCAAAUGUGAACCCUGGGGGCUGGGCACCAGCUUCUGUACUACGGGCAGUAGCGAAACGAGAAUAUCCCAAAUUCUUGAAACGAUUCACAUCAUAUGUACAAGAAAAAACAGCCGGGAAGCCUAUUUUGUUCUAGUAUUAUCAGUGAUGGUGGACACAAGCGAAAGGCUUCAUCCAUUCUUCUCCUUUCCCCCUCCACCUACUGAUUGGAACAAGGCUGUGUGAACAUUCCACAUUGGAGAAAUGAACCAAAAUGAAGGCUCCAAGCUGGAACGUAGGAUCUACAGUCUUAUGGGCCAAGUCCUGCAUUCUGUACACAACUGAAGAACACUGCAAUGCCAUGAACUUGAAUUUUCACUGUCUUCUGCUAGUUCACUUUGCUGAAUUGAUGUGUAAUUAUAAAAAUACAUGUGUUGGUACAUGUAUAUGGCUCUGUUUGCUUGCUCUAGAGGAGAAUACUACAACUUUGGGUCACCAACUUGGUUCAUUGCUUUAACCUUUGAAUAAUUUGAGAUUUUGUUUACUGUGAGACUUCAUAAGAUACUUGCACAGUUCUUGUUUUUGUGUAUGUCUAAAAAGCACAAGAGACAAAUACACAUCUAGCAUACCAUAUGUGCUUUAUGUACACAAAAACAUGUUAUAACUUUUUUUUCCCAUCAUGUCUUCAGUAAAUUAUGUGUCCUUUCAGAGGGAAUUUGUGUAUGCUUUGUAUAAUCAUAGUUCAUUGCUGCUGAGUUUCUAUGAGAAAUCAUCUUAUGUAAAACUUCUCUUAAAACAUGAGGGCUGUCAGGAUCUUUAUGACUUGCCUUUUCUAUAGUCUUGCUCCUAUGAAGGCCUUCUGGGUUCUGAUGGAGUAGGCAUGAAAAGCUUUAUUUUUUUCAGAUAUCUUUAUAUUUCUAUUUUUAUUUUUAGUUGUGUAAUAUGUGCUACAGAAAUUUAGUUCCAGAACAUGAUCCCAAAAAGAUACUAUCUUUUAGUAAUAUCUAAAGUUAUUACUAGAUACUAUACAAGAAGACCUGACUGCCAGAAAACAGCUACUUCUGUGUGUUGCCCAGAUUGUGUGAAUAUGGGCUGCUUUCUAGCAAUCGGAACUUACACUGUGUAAUAUUUAUUGAAUUAAAUUGGAUUGCUGAAGAUAACAUUCCCAGUCUUGGAAAAAAAUUACACUGUCUAGUCCUACAUUUUGUUUCCUGUGGAAUAAAGCUAUGCUAUGAGAUUCAUAUAUAAAAACUUGUCAUACAUGUAAUAUUUGCCCCAUGAUCUGCAUUGUCAGAUAUAAAAAUACAUAAAAUCUAAAGAGAGUUCCCCUUAGUUGCUGUGAGAACUUAACUGUCAAGAAUCUGACUGUCUUUAAUAUCAAGAAAUCCAAUAUAUGAAGGGCGAACUGUAUGAAAAGACGGUGGUCCUUUUGAGGAAAUGCCUUGGAUGUACUUUUAAAUUGAGAUUAGCCAGAUGACCUUUUUAGCUGUUAGAGAUCAGCUUGUGUAUAUAUAUAAAGAGAGACAAGAUUUGGAUAUAUUUUUGAAAACUAAGCAGAAAGUCUUUAUUUCAUAUAAAGUAGCUGAUGCCCGAAAACAAAGAUAAUACUUUUUAAUGAAGAUUCAGCUAAUGAAAAUCUUCAAGGUUGGAAGCAAAUUAGUUUGGGUAUAAGCUGAUGUGUCUUUGGUACACUAAAGGAGACACGCACUAAGGUUGUUUUAUGUACAUGCACACAGGUUUCAUGCUUUUUAGUAUCCUUUAUUUGCCUUUCUCUAAAUAAUGUGCAUGGAAGAUGCCUUAUUACAGAAUAAUUCUGAUCAUGAUUCGAAAUGUAGAAAAGUGCCUAUAGGGUAAUGCUGGCAAGGCAAAGAAUAAGAUGAUAAAUUUGAUCUGUUUACUAUCUCACCAGUAAGCAUUUUAUACACCAUUUCUUAUACCUCAGAUAUGUUUAAUAUUUUUGCAAUCAACUGGAAAAAGUGUUCGUUCACCAUAGCCACUGAUGGGAACUUCAGUAUCAAAAUAACGCUUAGACCCUGAAAACAAAUUUAACAAUAUGCCAUUCCUGGUAAUGAUCAUGGCACGCAUGCAAAUAACUAUAAAUUAAUUGGAUAGCUUUAUUUUAGAAAGAGAUGGAAAGUUUACAAAGCAGUUUAUAAAACUUAAUGUCAUUAGUUGCAUUUGCACUAAAUGUGAUGUAUUUUGCAAAUCUGUAAAUAAAAAUUACACUAAAAGAUACUACUUGUAAACUAAAUUUUACUUUUAGACAAGUGGUGUCACUUCAUUACAGCUAGCCCUGCCCAAUCUGUCUUGAGACUUCUUAGGGUAUCUAAGAUAACUGUGGUCAGUGCUUGCCUAGCAGUUCCUAAUGUGUUUUCUCCUGGAAUAGACAUAUUUAAUUCUCAACUGAUUAUUGGCUCUUUUCAUCUAGUGCAUCCAUCUAUCAGACACUUCAGCAGUGGUGUCUUUUGCUAUAAUAAUUGAUGAGCCAAUUAUAUUCCCUACUUGUUUAGUAUUUUAUGAACUAAACUAUACAGUUAAACCCCAUGGAUGUCGGUGACUUUAUCUCCUUAGCUUGUUGUUCCAUUGAAAGUCUGAAUGGCCAUCAGAAACAACAUUAACUUUUAAAUCUAUCAAAUGCUGGACUUUCCUCUUUAACUGGGAACGGACAACAUAUUGAGACCUAUCUGGGGUUUUUUUUAACUUUUUUUAAAAAAUACUUUUGCAGUCUGACUAAACGUGAUAAAAUCCUUGAAGGGGAUGAGUGGUAUAAUGCUCUGUCAUCUUGAAAGAAAUUUAUCUUACCUUAUUGGGCUGAGCUGACUUGUAAGAAGUUGUACUGAUUCUCCUUAAUCAAAUGGUUAAGUCAAAUUUUCACCAAUCUUUUUGUCAACUGUUGUAUAAAUGAAGCUGUAUUUGAGUUACCAUGUUCAGCUACAUACUCAAAACAUGAAUCAGUUUCUAGAAUAUCCCAAGUGUGUAGAAUGUGACUGUUCUAUGAUAGCUUUAUGAUCCUGUUAACAUUAAAAAUAAAUGACUAAAUGGAGUUGCCUCUUCCAUAUUACAAUCACAGAUUUGAAAACCAGUAUUUAAAAGUGCAAAGUAUUAAAAUAUAUUGCAAACACA